ACCGUCGAGCUCAACGACGCCCUCUUCUGCAGCGCGCAUUUCAAGGAAGUCUGCACGGAAUGCUCGUGCGACCUUCGCGAGGAGAACGACUCGUUCUUCGGGUUCGAGCCGAUAAAUCGCGAAGGCCUCGAGGCGCCCCAGGCGACGCAGACCAAGGACGGCGACUGGCAGUGCAAGAAGCACGGCUCUAAGGCUUGCAAUCAGUGCUACGGGUGGAAGAAGCAGAUCACCCGCGCGCGGACGGCGGCCAAGAAGGCCGGCAAG
Molecule: messenger RNA, 264 nt
Organism: Punctularia strigosozonata HHB-11173 SS5
Lineage: Eukaryota; Fungi; Basidiomycota; Agaricomycetes; Corticiales; Punctulariaceae
Exons: 4
Source: RefSeq, a predicted model, not a curated record